Molecule: messenger RNA, 1902 nt
Organism: Rotaria sp. Silwood2
Lineage: Eukaryota; Metazoa; Rotifera; Eurotatoria; Philodinida; Philodinidae
Source: the annotation of a GenBank genome assembly
AUGGAAAAUACUGCUGAAUUCCUUAUUCGAGCGGCGAUAAAUUUGGAAACAUCCAAAAGUAUGCAAGGAAAAAAGCCAACUCAUCGAAUACCUCGAUCUCAAUUAAUUCAAAUACAUGAUCGGCAAUAUUCAUAUGAAAAUGAUUGUCAGCCACUUGUUGCUCAUGAAAGGAUUACAAGUUUUGUUUAUUCACCAUGCACACAACCCCUUUCCUGCCUACAACGAAUACCAUUAACCGAUUUAGUACUGGAAACUGUUCAUCGUGGAAAAUAUCUUCUUCUAAGAACAAUUGUUCAUCCAAAAAAGAUUGUGGAAAUUAAAACUGUCGUUGAAGAUCCCAACGGUGAUGUUGAAGUGUUAGAAUUAUACAAUCAAAAUCCUAAUCGAUCUCAUAAAGAUAUAAUUCCAAAUAACAGUAUUAUUAUACUGAAAGAACCAUACUAUAAAAUAUCUGCUCAAAGAGAAACUUCUUUAAGAUGUGAUCACCCAACUGAUUUAAUCUUUUUGGAUACAAAUAAUUCAAUGGUACAAGAUCUCAAUUGGAAAACUGGAACACCAAAAAUUCACAAAAUUCUAACAGCUGCUGAAUACAAGACACUUGGAAAUGAUUAUUUUAAAAAAGGCAAAUUUUACGAAGCUAUUAAAGCUUACUCAGAUGGUAUUUCAUCAUCUGAAACUUCUGAUCCAGAAAUCUCCCUUCUUAAACUGAACCGUUCACAAGCUCACCUAAAAGUUCAUCAUUUCGAAGGUGCUUUAAAUGACUGUCAAGAUAUUUUAAAAAAUGAUCCAAGUAACAUUAAAGCUUUGUACCGAUGUGUCAAAGCAUUCUAUGGUUUAGAGAAUUACGAUGAAGCCUUAGUACAAGUAAAGAAGUUAUUAAAAAUAGAUCUUAAGAACGUUGAUGGUCACCGAGAAUUAACUUCAAUUGUGACGAGAAUUGAGGAAAAAAGAAAAGGUCUUUACAAUUUUAAUCAAAUGAUUGAAGAAGCCAAAAAAUCGUCAACUCCUCGUCUUGAUAAUGCGUCUUAUGUUGGACCGGUUCAAAUUACUGAGAUUUCAACAGAAAGAGGUCGAGGUUUAGUUCUUACUGAAGAUGUUCGUAAAGGUCAAUUAUUACUAUGUUCCAAAGCAUUUUCAAUUACUUAUCCAACGGAAUGUAGUCAAGUUUAUCAUUUUAAUGCAGUAACAAAACUUGUUGAAACUGGAGAUCAUGGUGUGAAUACAGCACAAGUUAUUAACAAACUUCAGAACAAUCCAUCUCUUUCAUCUUCUUUUUUUCAACUUUAUGCUGGACAACACAGAAUCGGCGAAACACCACCAACAGCUACAGCAGAAGCAAUUGAUUCUUUUUGGGUGUCUGAUAUUUGUUCAAUGAAUACAUUUGGUGUAUCAGAAGAUGGUGUCAAUCCCUCUCUCAUACAACCAACGAAAUCAAAAAGCUCGAAAAAUACAGAUGCUGCUGGUCUUUUUCUUCUACCAUCUUUUAUCAAUCAUGCCUGUUGUGAAAACGUUAUAAGAAGUUACAUUGGGGAUAUGAUGAUUGUUCGUGCUGCAUAUGAUUUAACUCAGGGUACGGAACUUUUCUUAACAUAUGCUGAUAUUUUACUUCAAUAUGAAGAACGUACAAAAUGUUUGGAUAAACAUAAAUUUAUUUGUACUUGCACAUUAUGUGAAUUAGAUCGAGCUGAACCAGCCGCCAUUCGUAGAAAACGAAAGCUACUACUUGAUAAGUAUCAAGAGAAAUAUAGAUUCAUAAUGCUUGAGCAAAUUAAUCAAAAUCCGGAAAAAGCAAUUGGUGAUAUGUUGAAAAUGAUGACAAAUAUUGAAUAUACUUAUAAGGAAUCAGGAAGAGAAAAGUAUCGAUUGGGAUUAAUUGAGCCGUUAAUGGCUUUAGGUAAGUAA